UUUUGGAUAGGCCAGUCUAUGUUUGUGGUAUCUGAAAAUUCCACUGUUUGGAUUGAAGGGAUUUGGUAAAUUCUUGUCACUGGGCCAUGUCUAAGCUCGGUGACGACGAACUAAGCUUAAUUCUCAACUGGGUCAAUGACAGGAAUGACAGAAAAUCAUUCUCUGAGGUCUGCAAGCAUUGGCUCAGGGUUGAGGGUCUAGCUCGCUCAUCGAUACGGGUUUUCGAGCUCGAUCGUCUCCCUCAUUUAUUAUCAAGAUUCCCAAAUCUAGUCACUUUCGAAACGUCAGAGUUCAUCACUGACACUGACCUCGCAAUCUUAGCUCGAAAAUGUCCCAGAAUCGAGGUCGUCAACUUCGCCAUCAAACGACCGCGACUAGUGGAUUCCGACAAUUUUGAUGGGCAAUCGAGUUACCAUGAUGUUGGGGACGAAGGUCUAAUCGCUUUAGCAAAUGGGUGUCCGAAAUUGUCCAAGGUCUCAAUGAGGAGGAGGAAGAAUAUUGGAAAUGCUGGGGUUUUGUCGCUCUUAGAAUCGGCAAAGUGUUUGACGAAUUUGGAUUUCGGGUGGUGUAGUUUGGUCUCGGACGAAGCCCUCGAAGCAAUCGGGUCGGCAAAUUCAAUCACCGUAUUGAAUUUGCUGGGCUGUUCUUUGAUUACGGACCGUGGAUUGGCUUGGCUUUCAAAUGGGUCAUCUUCAAAAACCAUAAAAAAGCUAGUUCUCGCGGAGUGCGAUCGAAUCACUGAUUGCGGUGUUACGCUUUUGCAGCGAAUGAGUGGUCUGGAGGAGCUGAAUUUGGCAGAGUGCGGACCGAAAAUCACUGAUAUUGGGGGUGUAGCAAUUGCUGCGAUUCAAAGUCUGAAAAGAUUGAAUUUGUCGUGGCUGGUGAAUGUAUCAGACCCAACACUCGUUGCGUUGGCAGAGAAUUGCCCUGUGUUGGCAAAUCUUGAUGUGACCGGUUGUGAGCUGGUAACAGGAGCCGGUGUUCGAGCAUUUGCAGGGCAUGGGUGCUUAGAAGUUUUUGUGUUGCCUUCUUGUUACAAUGUCAAUGUGCUUGAUGUGGAACAUUUGGCCGUUGGAUGUCGUUCCCUGCAGAUUAUUGUGCUCGAUAAGGGUUUAAGAAUCUGGGUAACAACUCAGAUACACGACCGUAUUGGUAGAUUUUGCAACUUGGUCUGGAGGUGAAAAGGGACUGUUUACGACGGCAGCUUGAAUUGCUAUCUUGAAUGAAUUAGGAUUAUUGUGAAUCAUAUAUCAUGAAUCUACACAAAUUAUAAUAUAGAAACAAUUUCAAGUUUUCAGAAAAUUUCUGGAAAUGUGUGUGUGUGUAUGUUUUUUUAUUUUAUAUUUAUUUAUUUAUUUAUUUAUUUUAUUCUGAUA
This is a messenger RNA of Ziziphus jujuba (common jujube), 1376 nucleotides long. Its product is annotated as F-box/LRR-repeat protein 4. The record is from RefSeq and is a predicted model, not a curated record. Gene Ontology annotation, biological process: SCF-dependent proteasomal ubiquitin-dependent protein catabolic process. NCBI's taxonomy places the organism in Eukaryota, Viridiplantae, Streptophyta, Magnoliopsida, Rosales, Rhamnaceae. Gene Ontology annotation, cellular component: SCF ubiquitin ligase complex. The transcript has a single exon. Gene Ontology annotation, molecular function: protein binding. Bases 87 to 1181 code for a protein of 364 amino acids.